This is a messenger RNA of Scomber scombrus (Atlantic mackerel), 3464 nucleotides long. It is a transcript of the gene pla2g6, whose product is annotated as phospholipase A2, group VI (cytosolic, calcium-independent). Gene Ontology annotation, cellular component: mitochondrion. Bases 37 to 2421 code for a protein of 794 amino acids. NCBI's taxonomy places the organism in Eukaryota, Metazoa, Chordata, Actinopteri, Scombriformes, Scombridae. The transcript has 18 exons. Gene Ontology annotation, molecular function: protein binding. The record is from RefSeq and is a predicted model, not a curated record. Gene Ontology annotation, biological process: cardiolipin acyl-chain remodeling; positive regulation of ceramide biosynthetic process.
UCAGUGAGCAGCUCAGAGGACAGUAAGCAGGUAACAAUGCAGUUCUUGGGCCGGCUCUUGGACACAGUCUCGUCUGUUUCAACCCUCUUCACCAACCCGUACCGGGUCAGAGAUGUGCCGCUGACCGACUACGGCGGAGGAGGAAAAGUCCUGCUGAAAGAUGAGGGACGUAUUGUUCUGUACAAAAACAGCCAGUACCAGUCAUGGGACUGUCUGCUUAUGUGUCCCGAGACACCGAAUCUGGCUCUGAGGCUGUUUCAGGUGGCAUCGGAGGAGGAUGCCAUGAACUGGUUCCCACAGUACGCCCUCAAGCUUCGACCCUUCUACGAGACGCUGCCGUUGAAGGCCGAGACCACCCAGCCAAUCGUGGACUGCAUCCGCAGCCACCCGGACUGGAGCUCGGCCCACAUCGCCGUGGAUACAGGCUUGCGGGAGUGUCUCAAACAUAACUAUGUCCAGAGUCAGAUCAAUGCUCGGGACGCAUCAGGUCAGACGCCGCUGCACCUGGCGUGUGAGCGCAGCGACUCAGCGUGUGUGAAGGAGCUGUUGGACGAAAGCCAGGCUCGCACCGACAUCAGGGACCGCAACGGAGAGACGCCCAUGCACAGCGCCGCCAAGCAGGAUUCUCCUGCCAUCAUCCAGGUCCUUUGCUCACGGUUGUGCUCAGGCGUGAAUGAGCUGAACAACAAUGGGGAGACGCCGCUCCACGUGUCCUGCCGCUUGGGCCGAGUGGAGGCCGUCAAAGCUCUUUUGGGCGGCGGGGCCAAGUGUGACAUCAUCGGCGGCAGAGGCUACGCCAUCCACGCAGCCAUGAAGUACAGCGAGAAGGGGUGUGUGGAGGAGAUCCUCAAAGCAGACCCGGGCCAGCUCCACGCUGAGGACUCUUUGUAUGGAGGAACGCCUCUCCACUGGUCCAAAACUGCUGAUAUGUGUCGUAUGCUGCUAGAGCACGGCUGCGUGGUGAACUACCUCAGUAAGACCGGAGAGAGCGCUCUCCACAUUCUGACCAAGAAGGGCCGCUUUGAGGCAGCCAUGGUGUUACUCACCCACGGAGCCAAUGCCAACCUGAAGGGACAGGACGGAAACACAGCUCUGCACCUCGCUAUGAAGAUGGACCACAUGGAGUUGAUCAAAGCUCUGAUUGUGUUUGGAGCUGAUGUGGAAAUCCACAACGACUUAGGAGAAACGCCCGGACUGAUCGCGGCACGCACUAGCAAAGGUCCGAAUAGAAAGAUACUGCUGGACAUGCUGUGUAGUGUAGGGGUCCAGCGGUGCCUCCCCCCCUCCCCUGCCAGUCCUCCCCCCAUCUCCAACAAGGCCAAACCUCCAGGCAUAGGGUUUGAGGACAUCAUUUUCGUGGGGGCUGCAGUCACCGCAAUGAGUAGAAGCACGUCUGAAGUGGACGGACCCAAAAUGGGGAAAAGAAAGAUGGAAAGACUGCUGUGUCUGGAUGGUGGAGGUAUAAAAGGCCUGGUGCUGAUCCAGAUGUUGAUCGCUCUGGAGAGAGAGGCCGGUCGACCCACCAAAGAUCUCUUCGACUGGGUGGCCGGCACAAGCACUGGGGGGAUCCUGGCCCUCGCUAUAGUCCAUGGAAAGUCCAUGGAGUACCUUCGCUGCCUGUACUUCAGGAUGAAAGAGCAAGUGUUCAAGGGGUCCCGACCUUAUGAAUCAGCACCACUGGAGGAUUUCCUGAAGAAAGAAUUUGGAGAGAACACCAAGAUGACAGACGUCCAAUACCCCCGGGUGAUGGUGACCAGUGUUCUGGCUGACAGACAUCCAGGAGAGCUGCACAUCUUUAGGAACUAUGACCGUCCCUCCGUCCACAAAGAGCCUCCGUAUGCCACCACUGCCUCGUUCCAGCCUCUCACUAUCCCACAAGAACAACUUGUGUGGCGAGCUGCCCGCUCCAGUGGUGCUGCCCCCACCUACUUCCGACCGAUGGGCCGCUUUCUGGAUGGAGGACUAUUGGCCAACAACCCGACUCUAGACGCCAUGACAGAAAUCCAUCACUACAACAAAGCCUUAAAAGCAGAGGGCCACGGGACGGGGGUCAAGAGGCUGGGUAUGGUGGUCUCCCUUGGUACUGGUAAACCUCCUCAGGUUGCGGUGAGCUCUGUGGAUGUUUUCCGACCCUCCAACCCUCUGGAGCUGGCCAAGAGCUUUGUAGGAGCCAAAGAGUUGGGCAAGAUGCUGGUGGACUGUUGUACAGAUUCUGAUGGCUGUGCAGUUGACAGAGCGAGAUCCUGGUGUGAAAUGAUCGACACCAUCUACCACAGAUUGAGCCCCCAGCUGUCUCAGGAGGUGAUGUUGGAUGAAGUGAGUGACGCAAUCCUGGUGGACAUGCUGUGGGAAACCCAAAUGUACCUGUACGAGAAGAGAGAAGUCCUCCAGUCUCUGGCAAAAGUGCUGAUGGAAAACUGAAAGCAAAAGAAAAUUAUGAGAGCAGGCUACGAAGAUGUGGCUGUAAGAACAAAAAGGAAUGUGAAAGCAAAAGAUAAAGAGAAUAAGAGAGCAAAGGAUUCAAAGACAGGACAGAUUAGUGAGCCAUGUGUUUGAAUCAAGACUACGAUGUCUGUGUUGGUGUGCUUAAUGACUUUCAUAUUUAAACUCAAAUGUCUCAUAUAGCAAAUGUGGGAAACAUUAAAGAGACUGAAAUCUAACACAGGGUAACAACUGACAGUAUAUCACCUAUUCAAAGACAAGUUAUGUAGCAUCUUAUGACCUUAUCACUGACUUUAUCAAGUUUACUGUGUUUGUAUAUAAACCAAUGAAAUAUAGUGUAGAGGUCUCCUUUCUUCAGUAUGUGAAAGAUAGAAGGAAGUGGUUUCAACCAGGUCAAACUAAACUCAGCACACACCGUGACUGUGGUCACGUCAGCUCACUGUCAUCCUCCCCCUCUCCAUUGUGUUGCGUGACAAGUUUUUGAACCCAGUUCAAAUUAGUUGUGAUAAAACUAUAACAUCCCUCAUCAUGUCUUUCUCUUUUUUUACCCAAGUAGCUACAAAGACAAUGUACAGACAUAUUCCUUAAGGCCAUAUCAGAAGGACCCUGAAGUAGCAUCACAAAAUCUGCAAUAUACUAUAACGCAGUUUGGACGAUGGUGAUGAGGAACCAGUUCUGCCUUAUGUGUCUGGGGCCCAAAUUUGUCCUGUUGUCUUUAAUUUCAUUUUCAUGCCUUUCUAUAGAUUAUUUACGCUGACUUAAAACCUAACCUCACACCCACUGAUAACUUUCUUGCACCCUGUACACUGUUACAACCUUUCGUAAAGGUGUUAUGAACAAAUAUUUAACAUGUUCUCAUUUCAACUGGACUUCUAGACUUGAAUUAUCAACUUACUUGAAGGAUAAAGAAACAAUACUGCACUGGUUCUUGCACAACAUAAAAUAGAGAUAACAAAUUAUUUCCUAUGUUUUUUUGUAUAUGGAUUAAUAACUGAAGUGUAUACUGGUAUGGUAAUAAAAUA